AGGCACCUGGCAAGCAUGAAGCCACGCCUGCACCACGACGACGUCGCCUGGGAGAAGGCUGAAGCCAUCACCAAUGCAUGGGUUCAACAGUUCUUCGACCCCAAGAUUCUGCAAUCCGUCGCGCAAUUCCUGUCAAGACACCAUGGCCCUGGGAAGAUUGAUGAGUUUAGCUAUCUGGAGAAAGGCUCGUACAACAUCACCUUCCAGAUGAAGAACAAGAAUGCAAACUCUACAGUCAUACGGUUCGUCCAGCCAGGAUCAAUCAUGUUCCCCGAAGAGAAAGUACGCAAUGAAGUGGCCAUGAUGCGAUACAUCAAUGAUCAGACUGCCAUUCCUAUUCCUUUCGUGUGUCACUGGGGAUCGAGGGAAGAAAGUCCUCGGGGACUAGGCCCGUUCAUCAUCAUGGAAUACGUUGAGCAUAAGACAAACAUGUAUGAUGUUCUCAAUAGGCCUGGUUGUCCUCGCGAAGAGCGUGGUGUACUUAACCCCGAUAUCCGUGAGGCCAGGCUGGAGGCGUUGUAUGGAGAGGUUGCAACCGUUUUACUGGAGCUUUCCAAAACAAAUUUUCCCCGGAUAGGGUCACUGAAACAGGUCGAUGAUUUCACCUGGGAAGUAACCAAGAGACCCUUGUCAAUGUCUAUGAAUAGUCUGAUCCGACUGGGUACGCUACCUCGAUCAAAACUUCCUAACACGACGUUUGAAGCCACAUCUUCAUAUUUCGAAGCAUUAGCAGAACUUCACAUUGCACACCUCAUCAACCAGCGUAAUGAUGCGAUUGAGUCAGCGGACGACUGUCGACGGAAGCUUGUUGCUCGAUUCCUUUUUCGAAAACUCGCCAGAGAACAUCAUUUAACAAAGCCGUUGGACGCCUUCGAUAACGGCCCGUUCAAGCUUUGGUGCGAUGACUUCCGCCCAGCUAAUAUCCUCCUGAGCGAAGAGCUGAAGAUCGUCGGAGUUUUUGACUGGGAGUUCACAUACGCCGCGCCUGUUGAAUUCUCAUUUGCACCUCCAUGGUGGCUGCUAAUUGAGAAGCCCGAAUACUGGCCACAGGGUCUUGAAGACUGGUGCAGUAAAUAUCAACGACGUCUUCCCACCUUCCUCAAGGCGAUAAGAGACCAGGAGGAUAGAGCAAUUGAGCAGGGGUGGUUGGACAGUACCCAGCGGCUGUCUGGUCAUAUGAGAGACAGCUGGGAGAGUGGCGAUUUCUGGAUAGCAUAUGCAGCGAGGAAUAAUUUUGCCUUUGACUUGAUAUACUGGCAUAAGAUCGAUCAGCGAUUUUUCGGAUCGACGUCUAUUCCCAUCGAUGAUGUUUGGAAACAGAGACUGGUCAUACUCGAGCCUGCAGAGAGAGCUGAGAUUGAACAAAUUGUGGCGAUCAAGGUUGAAGAGAUGCAGACACGACCUGCUUGGGAUCCGGAUGGCUACACCAGGGAGGUCGCAGAUACCCUCUGCGACAACGCAGACAACGAACCUGAAAGGGAACCGUCCGAGUAUGCACCAGAUGAGAGAAUGUAUGCCGGCCCGACAACGCUGGAAGAACUGUCUCUGGUCGGUGAUGGUUCGUUUAUUGUCUUUAACAAGCUUCGAAGCAAAGUAUAUUAGCAGUGUAGUUCCGAAGCAGAAUGAUUAUAUGUUCUCUCAAAUAGCUUUCCCCAAAAAUUUACAUUGACCAGA
Aspergillus piperis CBS 112811 is the source of this 1674-nucleotide messenger RNA. RefSeq names its product phosphotransferase family protein. Bases 16 to 1602 code for a protein of 528 amino acids. The record is from RefSeq and is a predicted model, not a curated record. The transcript has a single exon. Lineage: Eukaryota; Fungi; Ascomycota; Eurotiomycetes; Eurotiales; Aspergillaceae.